Ziziphus jujuba (common jujube) is the source of this 1759-nucleotide messenger RNA. Its product is annotated as putative F-box/LRR-repeat protein At3g28410. The record is from RefSeq and is a predicted model, not a curated record. Bases 234 to 1586 code for a protein of 450 amino acids. The transcript has 3 exons. Gene Ontology annotation, molecular function: protein binding. NCBI's taxonomy places the organism in Eukaryota, Viridiplantae, Streptophyta, Magnoliopsida, Rosales, Rhamnaceae.
GAUUAGUAAUUUUCUUUCUACUUUUUCACGAUCAUUCUCUCUCUCUCUCUUUCUCUGUGGCUCUCAGUCAUGGCGGCCAAUUACUUAUCUUUCACUAUUUAGUUUCCUCAAUCAUGGAAAAUCGGUGAGGUGCUUCAAUUUUUUUCUCUGUUUGUUUGUUGAUGUAAAUUAUUCUUGAUUUUGGGUCUUUUCGGCAUUCGAUCAUUGGAAUCUUCUGCAGGAUUUUUUUAACCAUGGAAACAAAAAGAGUAAAGAGAAACCGUGGAACAAAGGUGGAAAAUGAGCCCAACAUCAUGGCUGAAGAUCGAAUCUCUCAGUUACCUGAUCCUGUUAUACAUUAUAUUUUCUCAUUCAUUCCCACCGUUCAUCUUGUUCAAAUGAGUAGUCUUUCAAGACGCUGGAGAAGGAUGUGGGUUUCUACUCCCUUUUUAUAUUUUGACGAAUCCAAUGAUGUUGUUUUCAUCAGGAAGGUAAAGAAAGGAAACAUGUUCCUAAAGUUUGUGGGCAACUAUUUGAGACAUCGCAAGCAAUUCAUGCAAGCAGAUAUGUUCAUAACAAGUUUUAAGCUCCAUCACUCAUAUUUCAAACUCAGGCGCACUGAUGUUCGAAGGGUAGAUGGUUGGGUGAGGUUUGCUAUUGAAAGUAAAGUGAAGGAAUUAGAUCUUCAUGUGCGAGAUUACUGUAUUCCUCAGUCCAUUUAUACUGAAAGUUCAUUAACCCAACUUAAGUUUCAUGGUUUGAAGUUUGAGGUCCCUUCACUUUCAACCUUAAGUUCAUUAACUCAGCUUGAGUUGAGAUAUUUGAAGCUGGAGGCCCCUUGUCAUUCGAUGUUUCCCACUUUGAAAGUUCUUUGUUUGGUUGAUGUGGAAUCUGAUUACAACUCGCUUCAAAAUCUGAUUUCUGGUUGCCCAAUGAUUGAGGAUUUGCAUUUACAGCAACUAACAAAAAUAAAUUGUCCACUACUUGAAUAUCAUUAUUUGGAUAUAAGCUUCAUAGAUUUUCCUGCUAAGGCACUUAAAAAUCUCUCAUUAUCAUCCGUGGUGUUCAGUGAUCAGGGGUUGGAAAGUCUAAUUUCUGGGCUUCCCCUCCUUGAGAGAUUUACUCUAGAUUAUUGCUAUAAAGUGAAAAAUCUUAGUAUCCAUAGUCAUAGCCUGAAAUAUCUAUCCUUUUCUGAAUAUUUUUAUAUCCUAAAUGCUACCUUUAGAACGCCAAAUUUAGUUCACUUGGACUUGAAACUAAGAUCUUUUGGCAUGUCAGUCAUUUCCAUUGAGGCCCCCAACCUUUUCCAAGCCAAUUUGAGACUUUCGUAUAGCUAUAAAUCUGCUGAUCUUGUACAUUUUCUUUCAAAUCUCCACGGCUUGAAGAAGAUGAUGCUGUCUAUGUUUUGUGAACAGGACAUGAUUUUUCCAGAAGCUAUGAGAAAUACAUUGUCUCCUCCCUUGCCUAAUCUGAAGCAUCUCGAUGCCAUCAUAUACGGUGACCGCAAGAAAAACUCAGAUUUGCAGGAUUUUCUAGUUUGGUGUGCACCUUCCAUAGAGACUUUCAUGAUACAGGGAAAAUCUUCUUAUUAUUGGUUUAGUACUUAAAAACUAUAUUUGUAACUUGUAAGGUUUUAAUUUUCCGAGCUUGCUUAUUUUAAUUUGACUCUGUUUGCUACCGAUGAUUCCCAAAUGUUGUAAAUAUGGGACCAAAUUCAAAAAUCCUAAGGGAACCUCCUUUUUGUACUUUUUAAAAAUAGAAAUUAGAAAAAUAUUCAUUA